GACGAGCUCGACCUGCCGGUCAAGAUCAAAGCCGGGCACAUUGGCAAGCUGACCCUGAAGAUCCCCUGGAAGAACCUGUACACAGCCCCUGUGGUAGCGGAGAUUGAUGGCAUCUAUGCUCUGGCUGUGCCCAAUAUCGCUCAUAAGACUGGACUCUCUGUCCGUCUACUGGAACAGCAAGGCGGCCAUGAUUCAGGACAAGGACAAGGAGACCAUUCUGGUGUGUACAUACGCCCUUCUCCCUUCUCCGCAUUUUCUUUUACGUCCGAUCUGUUACUUCGUUUUGGCAUGUGCGCACACACUUGCGUAUGCUUACACAGACGCACACCUGCACACAGAUAAACAGAAACACGUGCAUAUCGACAAUUGUGUCGCGACGUGAUGGAAUCAGGCGCUCGUCAAAUUUUUGCGCAUCUAGAGUUUUUGGUAUUUUCUUAAAUCCUAUUUGCUUGCCUUGCUUUUGGUGAAAAAAAAUGAUCCAUGUAUCUUUAGUAGAAGUUGAGAUAUCUGCUAUUGAAGGAGGUGGGGGUCGUCUGGUUUCAGAGGUAAAAUACGCGAGAAAAUAGCCGCCAAAGUUUGGUUAUUUCAACGGCUUGAGAAUCCUUGAAAACUGGAAAUUUACACGUUUUGUGCCGUUAAUAAUGUUUAUCAGUAAAGUUCACAUGGAAAUGUGUUUUUAUAUGGACAUAAAAGG
Messenger RNA from Aplysia californica (California sea hare), 694 nucleotides. RefSeq names its product vacuolar protein sorting-associated protein 13A. Gene Ontology annotation, biological process: protein targeting to vacuole; protein retention in Golgi apparatus. Gene Ontology annotation, cellular component: extrinsic component of membrane. Lineage: Eukaryota; Metazoa; Mollusca; Gastropoda; Aplysiida; Aplysiidae. The record is from RefSeq and is a predicted model, not a curated record.